Centruroides sculpturatus (bark scorpion) is the source of this 1273-nucleotide messenger RNA. RefSeq names its product NF-kappa-B inhibitor cactus-like. Gene Ontology annotation, molecular function: protein binding. The record is from RefSeq and is a predicted model, not a curated record. The transcript is spliced from 5 exons. The coding region runs from base 284 to 1273 and encodes 329 amino acids. NCBI's taxonomy places the organism in Eukaryota, Metazoa, Arthropoda, Arachnida, Scorpiones, Buthidae.
AAAAUGAUAUUUAUAUUUGAUUUAUCUUUUUACAUAAAUGAUAAUAUAUAACAGGUUUAUUUAUUUAAUAAUAACAAUCUUAUCGGCGUAUACGUCAUAAUUAUAUCUAAGACCUCGUACGAAUCAGGAUGUGACUUCCUUUCGCAAUGAAUUGUGGUCGGGGUUUUUCCCAAGUUAGAAAUUCCCAGUUAAGAAAAUGGGACAGGAAACAAUUCUCAAACUGAAAAUCAGAAUAUUGCGAUUCACCUCAGUUCUUUACGAAUAUUUAUAAGAAUCUAAAGUUAUGAAAGGAAGAAGUCAUAAUAAAAACACUUUUCAGAAGACUGAAGCUAUUCAAGAAUAUAAAAUGGAAAAGACUGAAAAUCCUGUGAAAACAUCUGAAAAGAAACUUCAUAAACAUGUAAUUUCUGAUUCAGAGAAAAUAUCGAGUUAUGAAUCCAUGCGUACAGAUUCAGGAUGUAGUUCUAUUAGCUUUUCUUCAUCAUCUCAAUUUAGUAUUGACAGUGGAAUGUUUGACAGUGCCAGUUCAAUAAGUUUUUCAAAAUUAAAUAUAAGCUUUGAAAAGACUUCAAGUACUGAUGACACUCCAGCAUUACCUGAUUCAGAACUUGAUGAAAAAUGGGGCAGUUCUACUGUUACUCAUGAUAGUGGAGUGAUAUCUGACUUAUACUCUUCAUCUGUAUCUGAAAUUGAUAUUAAUUCAAAACAACAAUCAGAGCAAAUGAUUUUGAAGGAUAUGAAUGAUUCUUUUUUAUGGAAAGAGAUAUUUCGUCAAGAUCAUGAUGGUGAUACAUUAUUACAUAUAGCAGUAAUUAAAGGCUCAUUGGAUUUAGUAAAAAGUUUUGUACAAGCUGUUCCACAUCCAGAUUUCCUUGAUAUAAUUAAUGAUCUGCAUCAGACACCAUUACAUCUUGCUGUAUUAACUGGUCAACCCAAAAUAGCUCGAACUCUAGUUGUAGCUGGUGCAACAGUUGAUCUUAGAGAUCGUCAUGGUAAUACAGCCCUCCAUAUUGCUUGCAGAUGUGGUGAUAUUUCAUGCGUACAGGCACUAAUUUCACAGAUAGAUAAUAAGGAAAUAGAACAGCUUAAUGUUCAAUACCCUUUAUAUCAACAAUAUAUUUCUACUGAGUUAUUGGAAUUAAGAAAUUAUGAAGGAGUGAAAGAUAGGGAAAAUUUUGAACUUUAUCAGUGGGAUAGAGUACAAUGCAAUUUAGCCGGUUCAACCAAACAUCAGUUUGUAGUCAAUUCUACUAUUAUAUUGGUCAGGAUAUAA